Messenger RNA from Uloborus diversus, 1867 nucleotides. Its product is annotated as bcl-2-related ovarian killer protein-like. The record is from RefSeq and is a predicted model, not a curated record. The transcript is spliced from 4 exons. Bases 947 to 1795 code for a protein of 282 amino acids. NCBI's taxonomy places the organism in Eukaryota, Metazoa, Arthropoda, Arachnida, Araneae, Uloboridae. Gene Ontology annotation, molecular function: protein homodimerization activity; protein heterodimerization activity. Gene Ontology annotation, cellular component: mitochondrial outer membrane. Gene Ontology annotation, biological process: intrinsic apoptotic signaling pathway in response to DNA damage; regulation of apoptotic process; extrinsic apoptotic signaling pathway in absence of ligand.
AGCAGGUGUCGGCGGUGUGAGUUGUAUCGCUCGGUGGUUGGAUUAUUUCAUUUUUGGCAGAAAAGAUGAGUUUGAUCUGAAUCACAUGCUUUGAUAAAGACGAUUGUUCUUCAAGGACAUGAAACGAAAAUAAAACAACUGAAAAAUGAAUGUAAUGUGCUUAGAAACCACAUUACCAUCUUUUCACCUAUUGAAGCAAUUCAGAUUUAUUUUCACGCAUCGUAAACUUUCCAAAUCUCUGGAUGAAGAACGAUGAGAAGAUGAGAAAAAUUAUGUCAGUUUUCUAUUGUACAGUAACUUUUAAAGAAUGUGAAUGAGACCGCAAAAGAGUAGCAAAAAAUGUGGGAAAGGAACUGACAAUUCGGUUACGGAACAAUAGGUUCAGCUCACCUUUCUCUCCUUUAAGGUCAACUGUGUUGUAAUUUCUUUGCGUAAUCUAAAAAAUCUGUGUACCUUUCCUGUAUUUGUUUUUUUUUUUUACAUCACACCAUUGCUGAAAUUCAUUCAUUAGGAUUAUUGAGUUUUGAAUGAAAUAUUGCAGAAAUUUAUAUUUAUUUCAUUUUUGACAUUUGCAGUAAUUUUCUAGUCAUCGUAACGUUUUUACUCAAGAGAAAUGAAUUUGUUUGAAAAUUUUGUCUUAAAGGAAAUUUUCAAGUUCAGUCAUGGUAUGUCUGUUGAAGUCUGAGUGCUGAAAAGCUUCUGGCGAUUUUCUUCAUGACGAAAGUUGAAAUUCAAUGCUAUUCAGAAACAUCUCUUGAUUAUUAUUGCUGCACACUAUUUAUUUCAUACUAAGUUAUUUAGCAUUUUUCAAUCUACCAGUGUUCCUAAAAGAAUAAAAUUACAUUCCAUCAGUUUUGUUCCGUAUUUCGGAAUGAAGCUUAGAUCUUGACAUUGAAGUUUUUGAACUCUUCAUACAUUUCACCCGAUAAUGUGUUCCUAGAACUAAAUGAGUUAUUCAAAAUUGGACAAAAUGGCUAUAUCGCCAACGGCAAAUGGUUCUGCCAACAGACCUAUGACAUUGGCUCCGCCUUCAAUGGGCAGGCCUAGAAAGUACAGUUUACCUGUCAUCUACCCAAGACCAUCCUUAUCAGUUUAUGCCGCCAAUGCUGAAACCACGAAAGAUUCCAUUCUACGCCGCAGGAAAUUCAGCCAAGUUGGACAAGUUGUUGGCCACCGUCUGUCGACCACGAUAGGUUGGCGAAGUCCUGUGUCCCAACAAGAUGUUGUCAACCAAGCCAAAAGUCUUUGUGGGAGAUACUUGAGAUCAAAGCUGCGGUCCUGUUCCGCAGUUCACAAAAAACUGGGACUUCAAAGGCUCAAGAGCGUGAGCAAUCUUGCCUGUAGCUCGAAUACUGCGGAAAUUGCAAACGAGUUGAGAUUACUCACGAACGAGCUCGAGAACUCCCACCCCAAGUUGUUCCAAAGUGUAGCUUCGAACGUCGGUUUGCAUAGUCUGCCCUCCGAGGCUGCUGUCCAUAAUGUAUUCGCCGCCGUGGCGGAGGAAAUAUUUCGUGGUGAUGUGACGUGGGGGCGCAUUGUGGCCCUUUUCGCAAUGACGGGGGCCCUAGCCAUGGACUGUGUAAAAGGGGGUCACCCAGAGUAUGUUCUUGGACUUGUACAGAGGAUGGGCAUCUUUGUGGAGAAUGAUGUGGCACCAUGGAUAUGUCAGCAAGGAGGAUGGGCCACAUUGUUGACGAGGUUUAAAAAAGACACUACUACGACCUACACAAAAGAAGUCGUCUGCUCCUUCCUAGUUGUACUUCUACUUGUUAUACUGUGGUGGAUUUUAUCAUAAGACAAUUUGUUUUACCCAUUUUAUUGGUAUGUUGUUUUUUGUACAGUUUUCUGAAUAAAUUAUUUGCAAAUG